UAGCAGCAGCCGAUACAUUGCUACAUCAGUCCACAGAAACAAUAUAUCUCUAUGUGACAUUAUCAAUUUUAGCAUUUAUAAUAGAAUUAAAGAUAGUAACAAUAAAAAUUAAACAUAGAUCAAAAUAAAGGUAAGAAUAAUCAUUACUGUAACGGGCUGUAAUUGGAUGAAAAUGAAAAAUAAGGGAAUCUACUGUGCAGAAAAAUAUAAAUUACAGGAAAAAACAGUCAUGAUUUAAAUAUGUGAUUUUAUACAACUGUUGUUAAUUAAAUUUAACCUUAAUCAAACGUGUUUAGUUCAAUUGACCCCUGACCCRUAAAGGGUCUGCCCUGGCUGCAAAUGCAAACAUGCAAACAAAGAUAAAACAUGAGAGUCACGUAUAAAAGUGUCACUGCUUUUUGUUUUUUUCUUGUUUAGUCAGUGUUACAGUCUUCUCUGAAUUUCUUAACAUUUUUAUUUAAGCUGCUGCUGCGCUGAAGCCCCUUUCGCAGUGCUUUUAUUCUGAAAGCGUACACCGGAAGUUUAAGUUGUACAAGCCGUCAUGCGGAAGCUGCUGAUCAGCUGAUCGCUUAGGCUGAGUUGUGCUUUAGCAGUCCGUGAGAAAAUGUCUGCAGCAUCCUAUUAGCGUAGCGGCUAAUACCAAGAAGACUGGGCAGAAGGAAGGUAAAGACCCCGAACACUAACCAUGGCAGGGGGGAUCACAGACACCGGAGAACCUUACUCCCCAUUUGUGGGGCUGGUGUACAUGUUUAAUCUGAUCGUGGGGACGGGCGCUCUGACCAUGCCCAGAGCUUUCGCCACAGCCGGCUGGGUGGUCAGCUUGACUCUCAUCUGCAUUUUAGCAUUUAUGAGCUACAUGACCACCACGUUCGUGAUCGAGGCGAUGGCGGCGGCCAACGCUCAGCUGAGCUGGAAGAAAAGAGAGAAGGAAGAGAUGGACAACAGCGACUCCAGCUCCGACUACUCAGACGAUGACGUUAUGGGCCGAGGCCGAGCAGAACCGGAAACUAAACCCAUCCUGUCUGUCCAGAGAUCUGGUCCCGUUGAUCAUUUCGACAUUGUGGAGCGGAUCGAGAUGGGUCAGAUGGCCUCCAUGUUCUUCAACAAAGUGGGAGUCAACAUGUUCUACAUUUGCAUCAUCAUCUAUCUUUACGGAGAUCUGGCCAUCUACGCUGCGGCCGUGCCCAUUUCACUCAUGGAAGUGGCCUGUGGAAAUCACUCCUGCAGCACUGGAGGUGUGAAAUACAACGAUACAGACUCGUGCUGGGGCUCCGUCACCAGGAACAAUGCGUACAGAAUAUUUCUGGCUGUGUUCACUCUUCUGUUGGGGCCGUUCACCUUCUUCAACGCACAGAAGACCAAAUAUCUUCAGAUUCUCACCUCGCUCAUGCGCUGGAUUGCGUUCAUCAUGAUGAUCAUCUUGGCUCUGAUCCGCAUCGGUAAAGGCACCGGCGAAGGCCGCCCGCCCAUUGCCAACCUCUCAGGAGUCCCCAACCUGUUCGGGGUGUGCGUCUACUCCUUCAUGUGCCAACACUCGCUGCCCUCCCUGGUGACGCCCAUCUCGGACAAGAAGCGGGUCAGCGCCUUGGUGCUGGCGGACUAUGUCCUGAUCCUGGGCUUCUACACGCUCCUGUCCUUCACCGCCAUCUUCUGCUUCGACACGGCGCUGCUGUACGACAUGUACACGCUGAACUUCACGGACAACUGCGACGUGCUGAACAUUCCCGCGCUGCGCUACUUCCUGGGCCUCUUCCCCGUCUUCACCAUCAGCACCAACUUCCCCAUCAUCGCCGUGACGCUGCGCAACAACUGGAAGACGCUGUUCCACCGGGACGGGGGCACGUACCCCUGGGUGGUGGACCGAGURGUGUUUCCGCUCAUCACCCUGGUGCCCCCGAUCGUGGUGGCCUUCUGCACCCACAACCUGGAGUCCCUGGUGGGGAUCACGGGGGCCUACGCCGGAACGGGGAUCCAGUACAUCGUCCCGGCCUUCCUCGUGUUCUUCGCCAGGCGCCACCUGGAGCCCGUCAUGGGCAGAGACGCCGUCAACAGACACCAGUCCCCCUUCCACCARGCCUUCUGGGUGUGGUUCGUAAUAAUCUGGGCCGUGUUCUGCCUCAUGUUCGUCACAGCAAACAUCAUCCUGACCGACACUAAAAAAUAACUUCUGUGAAAGUCUGGAACCCAGCGGCCAGUUUUUGUUUUCUCCYAGGCCUUACUGCUGCUCUACGAACUGUGUGCCUUCUUUUUACCAAACAUUUGUCGCUUGAUUUAAUUGUCACCUAAGAAUAAUUUAUCACAUUCGUUGAAAGGGACCAACAGUUUAUGAUGAAAGACUGAGGCCAGGAUGGCUAGAUUGAAAAGGGAAUUUAUUAUUAAAAACAAUAUUUCGACAGUCUGAGGUUUGUAAAUGAUUUCACACUAAAACAUCUUGGAAAACAAACAGAAACAUCCAAACAGGAAGUGAUUUAGAGAAGUUUAAUCCCACUACCUCUCACUUAUCAGAUUUCUGUGUAACAGAUGCUUUUUUAUGUUUACUGUUGYAAAACUAUAGGGUUGCAGGAAUGUYCUGUUACUUUUAACAUUAAAGGAACAAUUCAGAUCUUUUGGUUAAGGUUCUGUGGUAAAGUAGAUAACUCUUUGAACAGAAUCAGUUUGGAUGGAAUAUAGUUUAACAGAGCUAACAAGCUAACGGCUAGCUAGUUAAAAGYCCAAAAUUUGCUGCCUUCUUAAAACAAAAUUAAGUUUUUUUUUCUUCAGAGGUUGUUCAAAGAGCUAUCUACAACAGGUAAGAUACUAGAUGUUCACACACUUCACUAGGUCUAAAAUGUCCCCUUAAAAUGCCAACAACUAAAAUAARGAACGUUUUAUUUUUUUGGGAAAUCCACAGUUAAUUUUCCAGUAAAACUAUAUUAAAGSGAGAACGAGACAAACAGUCACACCCGACUCUUGUUCUGUGCCGUGGCUCCUUAAUGAGACCAGAACAAGGAAAAGAUCAACGCGUCGGGGACGAUCAGUCUUAGUGUCUGACGUGUCUCCAUCCSUCAGCCGGCGAUGUCCUCGUCCUCAUGAGCGAUGAAGCUCUGCUCCGAUGUACCCGCUGACAGCGCUCUGUUUGUCGGCACAAACUGCACGCCUGUACUUCUACACCCGGWGCGGCGUCUUCACGUCUCCCGGCGGCCUUUAACAGAUCUGUCACUCAGUCCAGAACCCGACGGGAAGCUCCUGAUCUGCAGUCUGUGAGGAAGACGAGCAAUUCAACCUUCCUGACCUCAUUAAGGAUUUCUUUUUCACUCGUUUCCUGCAUCAUUCCUGAAAGGCAGCUCCGCUAAAGAACAACCCAACUGUUUGAGUUUUAGUUACUGGUGAGGGGACGGUGGUCGCCUUGGUGCUCACAGUCAUUAGGAGUAAAAAAAAAGUUUAUUUGUAAUCUGAUUUGUAAAUUAUUAUCUGACACUUUCUGGUUAAAAAAGAUGCUGCUGUGGCUCCUAAAUGUCACAUUUCUGAUCAGAACAUUUAUUCACAGAAAGACGGUUUAGUUUAGAGGUUGUUUAGGCAGUGAGGAUGACUAAUCUCUAUUUAAAUUAUUUUUGUUUGUUUCAAAUGAUGCACUUUAUAUUUCUCACAAAGCAAUGCUUCAGUGUCACUCUGAUGUUUUAGAAAACUUAUGCCAACUUARCCYCCUUGAAGAUGGAAUUUAAAAAAAUCAACUACAAGCCUCUUUUAGGCAUGUAACAAACUGAUCCAAAAUCUAACUUUUAUUAAAAAUCUAGUGGACGUUUUARUUUCAUAAGUUGUCUAAAACAUUAAAGAGUGACAGGGUCUUUAGAGAAGUUAAGUUCUGCUGAAUUUCUCAGUAAAACAUGGAGAAGUGAGUCUAACAAAGUCCAACAUGUUGUUUUCAGGUGAUUAUUGUUUACAUUCUAAAAUUCUGGGAACUUGUUUUCAGCCUUUUGUUAAAGCUAAAACCGAAGAGAUUCUUUGUUUUUACGUUCAGCCUUAUUUCAAAGGUGCAGCAGAGAAAUCCUGAGUGUGGUCUGAGAAACGUUCAGAGAUUUGUGAAGGUUUGGGUCGAGGAGUCUGAACCUGCUGUCGUCUUCUCGUCAGAAACAAUUUUCAGUGUUUGAGCUGCAGCUUUUUAUCGUUUUUUUUUUUCCUCAGUGAAAUGAAGCYUCUGAAAUAAUAAAAACAAACAGGAUAUUUAAUACUUUUUAUUAUCAAACUGCAAAAACUCAUCUGAAUCUAUGAAAGUGAGCGAUUAGAUUCUGGUUUAUUUGAGUUAUUUGGUUCUAAAAUUGUUCUUUUCUUUAAACUGAUAAACUUGCCUUGUUUUUUUUUUUCUUUUUGUUUGUCAUUUAUAAUUUGAUGUAAAUCAUCAUAUCGACAAUCUUGUUUGGUGCCAAAAACAUUCUGAUUGUUUAUUUGAUUUCCUUUUUGUUUCCUGUUUUCUACUUUUUUUAUCGUUUCAAUUCAUUUGUUGCUUCCUUUGUCAUUUUCUGCAGAUGUUUAUUGUUUUUGUGACUCUUUUUUUAAUUUUUCUAAAUCUCACAAAGAAAAUAAAGCCUUUAUGUUCAUCUGAGAAAGACAAA
Austrofundulus limnaeus is the source of this 4589-nucleotide messenger RNA. It is a transcript of the gene slc38a12, whose product is annotated as transmembrane protein 104. The transcript is spliced from 11 exons. NCBI's taxonomy places the organism in Eukaryota, Metazoa, Chordata, Actinopteri, Cyprinodontiformes, Rivulidae. Bases 686 to 2164 code for a protein of 492 amino acids. The record is from RefSeq and is a predicted model, not a curated record.